ACAUUUUUUUUGGAAACGACCCUAUCCAUCCACAUGCUUCCUGUGGCUUCACGCAUGGGUAAAAUAAAAAAAUAACGGAACAAUCGCGAGAGGCGCUCGCACCACUUCUGUUCCUCUCAUCUGCUCCAGAUCGAAACAUUCAAGACCCCAACCUCCUCCCCGUUCUAUUCCUCUUAUCCAGAUCUAGAUCGAAGCAUCCAAGACCCCAAUCUCCUCCCUGUUCCUGGCUAUUUGCAUCUCCUCCCCAAUCCCGCUCUGCUCCUCCCUCCUCCCACAUCCCGCUCUGCUCCUAGCUCCUGCCAUGGGUAGUCGCAGUAGGACCCCAACCUGCCGCUGCAAGAAGCGCCGCCGCAUCAGUGGGACGAAGUCAGGCACCAAGAUGUGCAACAGUGGCGAUGAUAGGAAGCUGAAUUGCGGCGCCGGACACAUCAACAGCCAUGGUGAAGUCAACGGAGAAGUCGAUGCGGUCAAGCAUCCCAUCGGAUGUGGUGGCCCGUGUGUCAACGCGCACGGCGAACUGUACGUCCCCGACUCCGAAGAAGAGGAGCCCGAUAUGAAGGUGGAGGCCGCCGUCUAUCCCGGCAAGACCCAGCAAACGGAUGCCCUUCCCUGCAAGAUCCGCCACUGCUUCGGUGGGAUCCAUGGCUUGAAGGUCGGUAGCGGCGUGGAUGGUGAGAAGGUUCGUGGGGGGAUCCAAAGCUGUAAAGGGUUCGAUGUCGGCAAGAGCUGUAUCAGACGGGAGGGCCUGCGCAUGGACAUCCACGACAGCUUGUGCGUCCCGGACUCAGAGGAAGAAGACUCCGACAGGGAGGUGGAGGCAAGCAGUGCAGAUCCUGCCGCCGACCGCAUUGCGGGCAUGGAUGGCGAUAACACAGCCGCGGAUCGCAUGGAGCUGGCCGCCAAAAAAGCUGCCCAAAUCGCGGCCGCAAUGAAGCUGUCCCCAAAGGUGCAAGCACGCCUAGAAUCAGUGCUUGGCAACAUGGAUCCGCUCUUCCACGACGAAUUUGUCAGCAUGUACAAGAUCAUGGUACCUAUCUUCUUCAAACCUUAGUGUAUCUAUUGUUGGUUUAUGUAUGCUGAUGAAAUGCUUUUGAUGUGGCUUCAUGCACCCCACUUAGGCAUGUGAACUAAUGUUGUUGUUAGCUGCGCUGUGAACUAAAGACCCCAGUUUGGUGCGGAUGUAAACUAAUAUGGAUCCUUUGUGUGAUAAAUAGUGUCUUUGUGUUCAUGAAAUGCUGUGCACUUUCGAAUUCGACAAGCCAAAAUUUGUGAUUGUUUUACAUUGCAAUAAUGUGGCCACCUACUAAUUAUUGGCAUUCAUUUGUGCAUGAUCAUGUUGCUUUAUGUAUGGUGAAAUCAUAAUACAGAAAGGCUUAAAUUGUAGACGCAUGCCAGAAUCAUGUCUACUAAAUUACCUUAGCUUAAGUAGUCAGCAACAUAUUCCAGUACAAGUAUCACAGUAGCAAUAUAAAACCGCAGCACCUAGGCAAAAUACAACCAUUACAUGGCUCAUACCAGCACUAAAUAAUCCUAAACCAACUAGGUACCCAAGGACUCCAUCACACUCUCAUAUAGUUGACGAUCACAAUUUAGGGAUCUGGGAAGGAGGCCUAGGGCCUCUAGCCUUUCUUUGUUCAUGUGAGGUAUCUUGUAUUUGUUUCCUCCACCAGCCUUCAUCACCUCAAUCAAACAUCCUUGCAAUGUGAGGAAGACAUUUCUCAGAUCAUUUACAUCAUAAUUUCGAAAUUCAUUCUCGACAUUUGCAAUCAAUUCAUCCAGAUUUCUAGAGGUCGUUGUAUCUGUCUUUGACUGAAGAGAAGCAAAAAAUCCUAGAUCUAAGACAUUCAUAUCAGGGGAAUUAGGAGGUUGGUUGAUGAGGCGGAUGUCAAAACCAGUCUGGGCUGCUGCUCUUGCAAAGUCUUCAUCGUCAACUGGGACAUGAGUUCUAGCGUUAUCCUGUUGAAUCCAAAUCGUUCUCCCUGCAUCUUCUGCAGGCCAACGAGUUUUGAUGGCCCAUAGGACUUUACCAAUCAGGUAUGAUCUCAUAGUAUCCCUGUCAACUGUCAUUGUCUUGGUGAUGAGUGUCCCUCUUGGUCUGUUACCACUUCUCCUUUUAGCAGGUUCCUGCGUAUAGUAGCACACAAGUUACCUUUGUGAACACAUAACAUAAAAUAAUUCAUUGAAGCAUGUAGGUUACUCUACCUUCCGUAUAAAAGCCCAGAUGCCUAUCUUGCCAUCGAAUGUGCAAUUACCUUCAUUGUCAUAUCGAGGCUUAGCAACUGCAGUUAAGAACAUCACCUUUCCAAUGCUAUUCUUGUUGCGGACAGUCCUGUGGGGCUCAUCCUCAUCUGGAUGCAAGUAAAAGGUCAUAUUCUUUUUUGUGGCAUUGUACCACUUCUCAUCCAGGUGGAUGAUGUUGUCCAUUUCAAUAAACUUUGGUUCCAUAUGCAAUGUACUUAGAUCUAGCAUUGAAAUACACCACCACAAUCUUUCCUUUUUGUUCUCUUCUGUUAAAUAUGGCUUUAUAGUGUUAGAGUGUCGUCUUAAGAGUCCUUGUUUGAACAGCCUAUGUAAUGUGCUUUUGUUUGAACCCAGAGCUUUAGCUAGAGAUCUUAAAUUCGACCUUCUGCGAAGCGGAAUAGUUUGAACUUGUGAUAGGUCAACUUCAACCUUUUUUCGGCCACAAUUCUUGGGCUUUCUAGAACUGAUAUCAACUGGUACUCCAUUAGCUUGACAUUGCUUUGCACGCUUCCAAACCCUCCACACCGCUGAUCGAUGGACAUUGAAUAAUUCAGCAACCUUGUUUGUAGUGUUUUUCCUUAGUUUUCCAUUGACACUUCUCUGGAGCAAAGCUUCGUAUAUUUGUUGUCUUUGGUUGGGGGUAAGAUCCUUUGCUCUAGUGUGAACAUUUGCAUUUGCACAUCUAUGUUCAUUGUUUGAGUCAUGCAUCUCAUCUUGGUUGAAGAUAAUGUCCUCCUCCAUGGCAUCGAAGUAGGCAUCUCUGACUACAAAAAAAAACUACAUAUUAGUUGCGUAAUGCAUAUUGGCCACUCACAUGAUAUAUGCAUUCGUGUUAUGAAAAAAAAUACUACAUUUUCAAUUAACCUAGAGUGUCCAUUCGUGUUAUUGAUGACAAAUAAAAUUGUUGUGCAGAGUUAUGAAAACCAAAGAAGAUUCAUGUAAGUUAGUGAUCAUACUCUGUUGCAUUUCUUCGUGUUGGGCAGGGACUAGUAAAUUGAGAUCAAAAUCAUCUUGUUCAUCAAUAACAUCAAAGGCAAUAUCUCCAACUGGUUGCUGAUCAAAAUUAGCAGGCUGCACAUUGAGGUCUGGUAUGGCUUCUCCAUCUGGUUGGUGGUCAUCAUAAGUAGCCUGCACAUUGAGGUCAGGUAUGGCCUCUCCAACUGCUUGCUCCUCAUCAUCAGGAGGAUGUGCAUUGAGGUCUAGUAUGGGCCAUCCAUCUCGAUUAGGUUGAUGUUGUUCAUCAUCAGCAUGCACUAUAGUGAGUAAUAUCACUUCCAACAAGUUGUGCAAACUGUGCUUCAUGGAAUUGGAAGAGUUCUUCCUCAUCCGGCAGCCCCAUAUUCAGGUCUGGUAAGGCUCCAAGCAUUGGGAAUUGUAGUUCACCUGGUGGCUCCACAGUCAUGUUUGUGAAAUCCUCUCCUAGAUCUGGUGGUUGUGAGUUGAGAUCAAAAACCAUGGCAGCUGGAGCACUCUAAGGCGUGAGCAGCAAAUGAAAGGAGAUGGGAGGAAGAGUUGUCUGGUGCUCGCUACGUGUGCUUUUGUAGUCUGUCAAACUAGCGCGGCAAAUGAAAGUUUGAAAUGUGUGGUCAUGGUU
This is a messenger RNA of Panicum virgatum (switchgrass), 3835 nucleotides long. RefSeq lists its product as uncharacterized. The record is from RefSeq and is a predicted model, not a curated record. The transcript has 2 exons. Lineage: Eukaryota; Viridiplantae; Streptophyta; Magnoliopsida; Poales; Poaceae. The coding region runs from base 302 to 1051 and encodes 249 amino acids.